AUGCGCGUGUUGUUCGCGAUCCAGGGAUGCAAGACUGCUAUCUUCACAGAAGCGAAGGUGUUGAGCACAACGUUUCAGCUGAAGCACCUCGUUCAGGGCACUCCACCAGAUGACCAGCUUCUGGGCAAGACACUGGGCGAGUGUGGCUUCGCCAGCCAGACAGCACAGCCUCAGGCCUUAGCUGCGGUGGAGCUCGCUUUGCAGACAAAUGAAAAGUUUGAGGCUCUGUGCAGAGAGCCCUUCUCCUGCAUACCUGAGCUGCCCGAUGUGAUGAAGCUGCAGGACUCAGGAAGCAGUGCCAGUGAACAAGCUGUGCAGUGA
This is a messenger RNA of Phacochoerus africanus (Common warthog), 321 nucleotides long. RefSeq names its product elongin-B-like. NCBI's taxonomy places the organism in Eukaryota, Metazoa, Chordata, Mammalia, Artiodactyla, Suidae. Gene Ontology annotation, biological process: transcription elongation by RNA polymerase II. Gene Ontology annotation, cellular component: VCB complex; elongin complex. The record is from RefSeq and is a predicted model, not a curated record.